AUGCGAGACAGUGAAAAGAAACGGCUUCAUUCGGGACGGAAUUCAUCAGCGGCUUGGCCACCUCCUCAGGCGCCAUCCUACACUGCACCAUACCGUGAGGCACCCACCACCACCACCGCUGUGCUGACUGCACCCACCCCUGUGCAGAGUUACGACUUUGCUCCACGUACAACCGUUGUUCAAUCACAAGCAGAGCCAUCUACUCAGUACGUAUCACGACCACAGUACUCAACUCAGGUGCCGCUCGUCACGCCGGCCCGAGUCGAGGAGUUCGGACCGAGUGUGCACUAUCGGCCACUCCAACCCGAUGUCAUCUAUACUCAGGACAUGCAGCGAUACGACACCUACCACGAUUCAGUUUUGAAACUUGUAGAUCUCUUGGAAGCCGCUAAUCAACCAGAUCCAACUGUUCUUUCGACAGGACGAGUCGAAUGUCCAAAGGAUGAAGAUCCCUUGGAUAAGGUCAGAAAAGCACUGGAGGCUUUUCAACAAUUUCUACCUCCAGACAAAGCGGAAAAAGUUGUUAAAAUUUGCGGUAUACUGGAAAAGGCAGCAAACUGCAAGAGAGAUUAUCAGAUAAAGAAGCGGGCAUGUAUCCGGCAUCUACGUCGCUUCGACUCACUCGAAUAUAAAACACUCGUUGAAAAUCGUGAACAAUUCAACAAAGCUAAAUCCAACAUGGACAUGGCAAAGCACGAUGUGAAACAGGCGAAGAAUACAGAACAAAUCGAACGGCGAGCAGUACUUUACCAACAGACUGUAGAAGUAUUCGAUGAGCAUUGCAAUAAGCUUAUUAAAUUACUCGAAGAACUGCCAAGUAUCAAAGAAUCGCACUCGAAGGAUCUCAACGAACUAACUCGUUGUAGUCGUGAAUAUCAUCUUGCAAUGGCUGCUAUUUUUAAAUAA
Haemonchus placei is the source of this 906-nucleotide messenger RNA. NCBI's taxonomy places the organism in Eukaryota, Metazoa, Nematoda, Chromadorea, Rhabditida, Trichostrongylidae. The record is from the annotation of a GenBank genome assembly.